AUGCGCAUAUCACCCGGAAUCUUCACCUUUUCUCGGAAAAUAUAUAAUUUUCCAACCGAAAUUAUUCUAUUCUUGAGAAACGACCUGGAGACGACACCCAAAGACACCGUUCAAUCGUGUUGGGAUACAAGUGAUCAACAACGUGAUCCAAUCGCAGUGAUCGGUCAGUAUGAAGUUAUCGAACAGUUGGGCUCAGGUGCAUUCGGAUGUGUCUAUCGAGUGCACAAGAAAAUAAUCAAUUCAGCGCAUAAAACCUCAGCACCAACAUAUGCACUCAAAGAGAUUUUCAUGCUGCAAGAAGACGAAAGUAACGUGGACAAGAGUUACGGUGAUAUUAUAAGUGAAGUCCGAAUAAUCAAACAACAGUUGCGACAUCCAAAUAUCGUUCGAUAUCGUCGUGUCUUUGUCGAGAACCACAAGUUGUAUAUUGUUAUGGACCUGGUGGAAGGGGCAUCGUUGAGAGAUCAC
Messenger RNA from Anisakis simplex (herring worm), 468 nucleotides. NCBI's taxonomy places the organism in Eukaryota, Metazoa, Nematoda, Chromadorea, Rhabditida, Anisakidae. The record is from the annotation of a GenBank genome assembly.